Molecule: messenger RNA, 7070 nt
Organism: Bombyx mori (domestic silkworm)
Lineage: Eukaryota; Metazoa; Arthropoda; Insecta; Lepidoptera; Bombycidae
Gene: Rbfox1
Product: RNA binding protein fox-1 homolog 1-like
Exons: 12
Coding region: 391-1656 (421 amino acids)
Biological process (GO): nervous system development; regulation of alternative mRNA splicing, via spliceosome
Cellular component (GO): nucleus; cytoplasm
Molecular function (GO): mRNA binding
Source: RefSeq, a predicted model, not a curated record
GACAUCGUUCAUCUCUCUCAUACACAUAGGGAUUGGUAUUCUGGACGGGGACGGGGUGAGGCGGAGGCUCCCGUCGAAGUGGCCAGGCCACGCGCGAUCGCUUGUUCGUCCGUUGUUGCACAUCGAGUCAAUCGUUUUCAGUGAGAGAGCGCGUUCCUCCGCGCUCAAAUAUACAUAACCUAAAAACUAAACAAUCUUGAUUAUUUUUAGUACUGUUUAAAAUCGUUAUUACUAUAUAAAUACUCAUGAUAACCUCGAAUUUUUAGUUUGUGUUGUGAAAGACUACGCCUAAGCAAGGGGGCGUACGUGGAGUGUAUUUUUGUGGCUAACAAAGUAAAUACAAACGGCAAGCUGUGGGGAUCGGGGGCCUUUUUUUUGCCGCCGCAGGGGAUGUAUUAUCCUCAUAUGGUGGGGACGGGUAUGGCGACCCCGUUCCCUGCGGCGGCGGCGGCUGCGGCUGCGGCUGCACAAUUUGCCGCUAAUGGCGAUGCCCUUGCGGGAGUGAAGGCGGACGCAAGUGGCCCGACGCCCUCUUCACAACCACCUCUAGUUAAAAGCGAAGGUCCACCGACAUCGACAGCGCUCUCGACGAACAAUUUCUCACCCCAACCUCAGUCACAGCAUCAGAAUUCAAUAGAAAACCAGAAUAGUUCACAAAGCGAAGGGGAGUCAAACGAAGAAAACACGCCGGUCAGCGUGGCAGCCGCGGUAGCACAGCAGGCGGCGGCCGUUGCUGUGGCUCAGCAGACCGCAGCCGCCCACGCCGCGGCCGCCGCUGUCAAUGCGGCUGUCGCAAACGCAAAUGCAUCCGUGGCCACCUCACCCGAGAAGACUUUAGUGCCGAUGUCACAAGCCUCGCAACCAAAGCGGCUACACGUCUCCAACAUACCGUUCAGAUUUAGAGAUCCCGACCUCAGAAAUAUGUUUGGGCAAUAUGGCACAAUACUUGAUGUAGAAAUUAUCUUCAACGAGCGCGGAUCGAAGGGAUUCGGUUUUGUAACAUUCGCAAAUAGUGGUGAUGCGGAGCGAGCACGAGAGCGUCUUCACGGCACCGUGGUUGAGGGCAGAAAGAUAGAGGUCAAUAACGCGACAGCGCGGGUACAAACGAAGAAACCGCCAACCGUUCCAAACGUGUGUGUGCAGUGGCCCGAAGGUGAGACCUCGCCAUUUGUGUCCGGCGCCGGCUCGCUGCGAGGUGCGGCCGUGCUGCGCGCCCGCUCCCCGCGCCCCGCACCGCACACCCUCCCGCACGCACAGCACGCCUUGUUGCCCCGCGCCGCCGCCUACGCACAUCACUUGCACGCCUACGCACCUGUUUAUUACGACCCGUUCCUAGCCGCAGCCGCUACAGCUGACUCCAACUACAGACUACAGGCCGCAGCAGCCGCGGCGGCGGCAGCGAGCCCCCUGCUGAAGUCUCCGCUGACGUCGGCGCAGCACUCGGCGCUGGCGGCGGCCGCGGCGGCGAACUACGGGGCCGCCGCGCGCGCCGCCGCCGCCGUCUCCGCCGCGCCCGCGCCCACCGCCCUCGCGCCCGUGCCCGCCACGUACGGCAGAGAAUAUGGAGAUCCUUACCUAGGACACAGUAUAGGACCGGUUACUGGCUAUGGGGCUGCAGUAUACAGGAGUGGAUACAACAGAUUCGCACCGUACUAAGCCAGUGGAUGAAACGAUUCAACUCGAAUAUGAAAAAAAACUCCGUCACCGUUACAUGACAAUGAACUCUCUCGUAAACGUACAAAUAUGUAAUUCUUAAACGUAAGGAAGAAGGAAACUUAGAAUAUAGAAAACAGCGAAGCGGUAGUACGAAGAAGAAGAUCUCCGUCGCGAUCCUGCUGGCGUCUGAGAACGUUACCUGCGAGACGAUCCGUCUCCGGGGACUAGUAUACCAAAGCCGUUAACAAAAAAAAAGUCUUAACGCAUAACUUAUUAAGUUUAAUAAUCCAUUGUAAAUUUAUACGUGUACCUAAUUCGAUACAAGUGCGGGCAGCUGAAACGCUUUCCUUCUGUAGCGAGUGCGCCGCGAAACGUACUCCUAUUAACUAUAUAUGAGGCCGUCAGCGCAAAAGUGGCCUAAGCUUACCAAGUAUGGAGGCCAUUAGUUUUAAAUUUUCAUAAAUUUGAAUUUCGAGUAAUAAUGUUUACAAAGCUAUCUGUUAUCUAUGGGUUGAAACUAUGGAUAGGCCGGUUUUGCAUUAUUUAUUAUAUUUUAAAUAAAUUCCAAUAUACGUCAUAUAAGCUUGAAUAUAAAAAAUUGUGGGUUAGGCCACUUUUGCGCUAAUGGCCUCAUAUAUGACUACAGUGCGGCUUUAGAUCCAAAACGAACUUUGUUAAGAACGCACAUAGCAUUAUAAUAUUGUUGUCUCGUGUAGUUGUUACAUUAUGGUAAUGACAAUAGUUAAACGAUGUAAAGAUAUUUAGAGAGCUUUGCACUUGCAUAUCACGUUGUAAUGGAGUUUGUAAAUACCUCACAAUUUACAUUAAUACUCACCGUGACUUCGGUCGCGUUUUUGCAAUGCAAAAAUAUAAAGUUGAUUCUACGAAUGUUUUAUAUAUAUAUAUAAUCUUUCCCAAACCAAUAUAUAUUAUGUAAAUUAUCUAGUAAAAUAUACAAUAUUGUUCUUGAUUACUCGAUGAGGUAAUUUCAGAUUUGUAUCAGUUUUUUUUCUUCAUUUAUACUAAAUUUCUUUAUGAAUUAUCCUUUUGGUCUCCUAUUGUACUUUAGGGGUAAAAUGUUAUGUAGUAAUCAAAGUAUGUAAACAAUAGUUAGAAUAAUUUAUUAUUCCUAUGUAUGUUACGUACAUGGUCAUUGAUUCAGCAUAAAAUUUUAAGCUUUUUCUAUGCACCCGUUUAAAUAAUAAAAUAAAAUACUCAGAAUGUUGAGUGGUGCAAUUUUAACAGGUGCCGUCUCUAUUGUCGCCAUUGUUCUCAUAUACUUAUAUUAAUUACACUAGAAACACAUUUGGUUGCUAGCUAAUUUUUGUAGUAGUAUCGUAUAAAUUAUUUAAAGUUUAGUUGCACUGUGUAAUCUUGCAUCUCAUAAUGAAACUCUUAAACUACUAAGAAAUAUUAUAUUGUAUAUUGAACUCUUAUACGGAAAUAGGGUAAACAAUACUGUUAUUGGCACCAGUAUAAUACACAUUCUCUUAAAAUUUCAGAAAAUAAACGAUUUUUCCGUUUAUUGGUAAGUCUAUUUUACUAUAGUAAAUGUAAAGCUUUUUGUAAAAUUAUUAAAUCGUUCACAUCUGCCUUAAAAAUUGUGUGGAUGUGAUGGUGAUAAUAGAAAUAGAAGGACCAAUUUGAAAAAAAAAAAUUUUUUUUUGUAUAGGCUUAUGAAACUGAAAAGAGCAGUUGACUAAUUAAUUAUCUUUGUUUCUCAAUUAUUACAUCGGAUUAAAAAUAAUUAAAUGUUUUCAUAAAACAAAGCUUCCGUCCCAGUGGGCGUACCAGAAUGCCAGUGCCAAUCAUUGUAUAGUUUACCCUAGCCCUGUUUUUGUAAAUGACGUGUAAAAUUGCUUGUCGAUUAACAAAUUAGAAAUGAGAAGUUAUAACGCAGUACAUUUGUUACGAACUGUAGGUUGCUAGAUAAUAUCUAAUGUUUACUUGAUACGUAGGCGUAAUGCUUUUAGCUUUAGCGGAAUUAGGAAUGAAGCGAACUCCGUCGAGUUCUCACAUAUCAUUGAGAUUUUCUCCUUGUAAUUUUUUUAAUUCAUUUUAUAAUGUAAUUUUUAAACAUUAUUUUUUAUUUAAAUCCGAACCGUGUCGUUAUUUAAAUAAUUGAAUCUGAACGUAAUGUAUUUUCGUUUUAUUGAACAAGCACGCAUACGGGUCCAACCCUUUUAGGUGUCGUAAAUUUUAGAUCGUACAUUUUCAUUAGGAUGUAAAUUUUAUUAUAGCGUGUACGGAUUCGCUCAACGUUUUAUACCAAAGCACAAAAACCCAACGAUUCUCGCGUGAUCGGAAAAUUAUUCAAGUCACCAACUAACUUCUCUAUAUAGAUUAAAUAGUCUUUCAUUCGGAAAAACUUACAUAAUCUAUUUUAACAAAACGUAUUUUAAUAAUUUUCAUUAAAAUUAGUAGAAUAUUCUCUACGGACAUAUCUGAUUGCCAUCUAGAUUAGUGUUUAUAUCAUGACGUGCGUAGUUCGAAGAUAUGAUUAAAUAGAUCUGAAACGGUUUCUGCGCUGCGCCGUGCGAUAUAAUCAAACGAAAAUAAUAAUUAUUAAGUCGUGCUGCUUCGUUGUUUUUAUGGUGGUUUAGAUAGUUUUUUUUUUUUAAUAAACCUUUUUACGCCACGGCAGUUCGAACGUGCUGCCAGCGAAAUUUUUUAAAUAAAAUUUAAGAUCACGUUAAUUACACUCGUUGAUCAUACACAAUGAUUUACGUAUGAACUCUAUAGACGUCUGUCAUUGUCUAAUAAAAUAUAAAAAAAAUAUAGCAAUUUUUUAGGUGCCGUGGCGUGCUAAAGGCUGAGUUUUAUUGAGUAUACGCUGACGUCAGGGUACGCGUGACCCUGCGGUGUGUAGCAACUCCAUGACACGUUCUAGUCUCUCAGCGCACAAUUAUAUGUUACGUGAACCACACGAAGGUGCUUACAGUUAUCUCUUUUUUUUUGUACAAUAACUGUCGUGAACAUCCGCCUCUCCGAGUCCGACGGUCCUCUCUGCGGGUCCCGUCUCGAACUGUUCGUGUCAUAUAUAUAUAUAUUUUUUUUUAAUUACUCGUGUACAAGAACGCACUCACCUCCUUAGUGCCACUGGCUUUACGUUUGUAAGUUACAAUCGAUAAUUUUAUUAGGUAAUUAUUAUUAUUAUUUUUAUGUAAUUGUAGUCUCGUUGCAGCUUCGAACAAAAUAUGUGCUUUACUGCGGAAUACUCACGCGUGGUCGCGUUAUUUUUUUAAAACAUUAGUUUUUAGUUACUUCUAUAUAUUGUUUUAUAGCGGUCUUUUAGCCGAGUACAGAUAUAAGUACACGUGAUUUGUAUUCGAUGAUUUUAUUUUCGUUUAGUUUUUAAUUAUUAAUUAGUGAUCGUAUUGAAAUCGGAAACGGAAGUCACAAAAUAAUUUUUAUUGUGAUCGUUGCGGCAAUAAACGAUACGCGUCUUGGUUUUUUUUUUUAAAUUGAAUUAGAAUUUAAAUGUCAAUCAAAUUAGUGUAAAAUUAAAUCAGACGGUUACGAAUUACAUUGAAACAUUCAGAAGUCGUGUUUGUUUAUUGUUGCCCUAAAGCUAUUGAAUAUUUUUAUAUAUAAUUUAAAUGACAAUGCGGAUAAAUCAUAAAUGCAGGUCGAUCAUUGUGUUUAGAAGGAAGAGAUCAUAAUGUAAGCCAAAUUAAUUGUUACAUGGGGAAAAAUCAGAAUUUAACUGACAUAUCUGACAAAAUGGUUAGUGUGAUAUGAGGAUAAAGCAUCAGAUACAAUGUAUUAUAGUUAUAUUAAUAAUCGAUAAAAUUAAGGAUGUAAUAUGUAUUUUGUAACGCGAUAUGUUUCUCGAUUUUUAGGAAAUGUUAAAAUUUUCAUACUAAAUAUUGUCUAGUUGUUUUAUGCUGUGCACAAAUUAGACGGCUUCGAUUCUAAUAUAAUAUUAGAUGUAACAAACGUUGUUGUUAUGUGCAUAAUGAAUCAUAUCAAUUAGAUAUCACCCCCCCCCCCCCCCCCCUUUACCUACAUCUUAGUAUUGUUGGUGAUGGACCACUCCCGGCCCGGAUGUUGUAUUCUCUCAUUCGUAUUGUUGAAAUUGUGCAGUAAAUUAAGUAACACUUGUUCGUCAAUUGCACUCGAUCCGUUGCGUUGGUAAAUAAAUAGCAAAUUUUAGUUUUUGUUUUUAAACGUCGGUCACACGGUUGAUUUUUCAAAUCGUCGCUCAGCUAACAAUAGCGCGCAAAUCCUUUAUUUUUUCGAACAGCGCUGAUAAAAUACAGAAUAUCUUUGCAUAAGGACUGUCAGGUAUAGUAGCGCGUCUGUAGCUAAUGACCAUCCAAGGAGGACAAACAUCACAAAAGUCCUUAGGAGAUUUUCAGUUGUAUUUUAGUCUCCGCUAAAAAUUAAACACUUUUUUUUCUUGCGCGAUGCUGUCAGUUCAGCGAUGAAAUGUCAUUCAUGUGUCGCAUGUGUGAAGCGAUUUACGCGAAUAUAAACCUUACGCGUACGAAUAAAAUGUAUGAAAACAAAAAAUAUUUAAAUUUAACUAUGAACCGAUCUAUUUUAACCUUUAAAUUCGCCAUUUUGCAAAUAAUAAAAAAUGCGCGCGCAUUAUAUCAGGGGACCUUCCGUAUUUUCCUCAUAGAACAGAGCAAAAGGUCCCAAAUAUUGAGCUUAAUCAAAAUAGUAACAAAAUUAUUGAAAAACUUGCGGUAGUUUUUGCAUUGUUUAAAAAAAAAUGAAAUUUGUUUCAAAUCGAUUGAUUUAGGGUUAAACUAAUUACAUUUUCUUUGCUCCAAAUUCAAUGUUUACUCCUGUUACAGUUUUUUUUUCAAUAAAAGCUCAUUCGACCAGUAUUUUCUAAUUAGCUAUUCUAGUCUGUUAGAUGAAACAAUUAAGACACCGCUCUCUAUCGCUUCGUGUGCCGUGAACACAUUUGCACAUACAGCACUAAAAAAAGCGAAUUUAAAGGUUAAUAGAAGGCAACUGCGGUCCGCGCGACCUGCGCGACUCACCAGUAUUCACAAUAGAUGCCGUGCUCAAACCGUAUCUGUAAAUUGUAAAAGUUACUUAUAUAUAACAAGUUUUAAAAGUUAAAAUAUAAAUUGUUACAUGAUGAAUGUCUUCCGUUUGGCACAUUAUACACAUUUUCGCACAUUAUAUUGUUGCACGGACCCGUUUGGACCCUUGAUGUGUGAAUGGAAACUAAAGUAUUCGGGUCCCAGUGCACGGUGUGUUCCCGAACGAUUUGUGAUUCUAAUGUAAACAUACGAAAGAUGAUUUUUUUUGUGUAGCAAUUUAAAAAUGAAUUGCAGUGUUGAUUUCAUCUUUUAAUGUAAAUAUUUUUUUUAUUGGAAAAUGAAUUGAAGUGAAUCAUUGAAGCCUCUGGCAUUGUGUACUCAUUUAUGUUAUAAAUAAAUUAAUGGUAUGCA